AACGAAUCGUUGACUCUCCUUUUGCUGGGAUUGGGGGAGAGAGGCUUUGGUUGGGGGAAGCUCGUCGAUGUUUGUUAGUAGCAUCGAAUCAGAGAAGGAGGAAGAAUGGCGGGAGGAUCUGAGAGGAAGACGAUACUGGUGGGUUUGGUUCUAGCUCUUGUUCUUGGUGUCGCCGUAUAUUUGAGGCUUUGGACUAUCGAUUAUACUCUAUCUUCCGAUGACACUGAGCGCUUAAGGAAACAGUUUGAUUUGGCUAAUAGAGAAGCAAUGGAUGAAUCUGCAGAGUGGAGGAGAAUGUUUGAUAAGGAAUCUGAGAAAGCUUCUAAAUGUACUGCAGAACUGGCGCUGAUCAAAGAGUCAUCUGAGAAUGGAAACGCAAAUCAAAAGCUGGAGUCAUUACAAAAGAAAAAUGCCGCAUUGCUCAUUCAGAUAGAGACAUUAAAACAAGACCUUGAAGCUUCACGGUUAAAGUGUCGUUCUCGAGAGCCACCACGUUAGAAAAAUCUCCAUGAUAUGUUGUGUGAUAGAUGUAGUCCUCCGCUGGUAAGAAAACCCGGAUUGUGGAACAGUUGUCCAAAGAAGCACUAAUUUACAACACAAACCUCAUAACCUUGUAGUGAUAAAUCAAUUUUUGGAUUUCAGCCUUGGGUCCUUUCGCUAAAUUCAUGUUUUAACUCCUAAUGUAUACUUUUAGUUCUUGAAGAAGGUUUGCACCUGUACCUCA
Capsella rubella is the source of this 724-nucleotide messenger RNA. RefSeq lists its product as uncharacterized. NCBI's taxonomy places the organism in Eukaryota, Viridiplantae, Streptophyta, Magnoliopsida, Brassicales, Brassicaceae. The record is from RefSeq and is a predicted model, not a curated record. Bases 106 to 498 code for a protein of 130 amino acids. The transcript is spliced from 4 exons.